CACCGCCAUGGCCCCCAAGCGGGCCAAGGCCAGCGGGGUGGCUGCCUCCUCCUCCGCGGGGACCGCAGCGAAGAGCUGGGAGGCUGCGCUGGUGUCCGUCCCGUUGGAGGAGGAUGACUGGAAGCCUAGCAUCGCUUUUGUGGUGGGAGCUAGAAUUGAGGAUGAAAUUCACACAAAGGCCUUGUCCCUUGCUGUGCAGGUGCCACAGCGGAAGCUCUUCAGCGUGGUAACAUGUGAAGAUAUCUUCAGACAGAUUGCAGAAUCUGGAAGUCAAAAGGGGAAAAAGGUUAAAGAUGUGCCUAUGUUCUAUGAGGUUGUAGAAGUAGCCAAAGCCAUUUUGGAUAGUGGAGAAGAAAUUCCUGUUACACUAACUGGAAAGCUAUUGAAAUUUCAACUGCUUUGCAUUAAACAGAAGGAUCUUCAGAGAAGGGACGCUGAAAAGGCUGAAGAAGAGCAAAAAAAGGAAAAGAAUGGAGGGAAAGAGGCAGGCAAACCUCUUGGCAAGGAGAAACCUCCUAGUGGCAAGACAACUGAGAAAGAGAGAAAAGGAAAAAAGACAGAAGCAGCCUCUUCAGUGCCAGUUACUGUUAAAAAAAAUACCCAAUUGAUGCGACGAGGAGAAAAGGAAGAGGAAUACAAUUAUAUUGAUGAUGAACCAGAUGACGGUGCCCAUUAUUACUUUAUAAUUUUGGGUUUCCACAACCUUCAGCUACUGCCGGUGAUGUUGGAGCUUGGAGUUAAUGUUUCAAGUGUAAUCAAGAUUUCUUCUGAGAAUUAUGAGCCAUUACAGACAUACUUGGAAGCAGCUAGAUUUCGAGAAGAGUCUUUACUUUCACCUGAAGAUGUAGAAGCACAGGAAAAAAAGAAAAAUGAAUCUAUCAAAGACCUGGAAACGUUUUGGAAAUACCUGGAACCAGUUCUGAACAGUGAAAAGUAUGGGUCAAGACUCUUUGAUGUUGCCAGACUUCAUCACCUAGUUAAGGAGAAUGCCUUUCCUUCUGAUUGGUCUGACAGAGAAAUCCUGCUUGCAUUUGGCACUGAACUAUUUGAAAGCAUUGCUUGUUUAAUGUAUGACUGCAUAGACUGGAGAAGACAGCAUUGUAACUACUUGGAAAACACCAAAUUUAUUAAUGUGCCUGAAUUGUCAGAAAGCAAAUCGACACAGCCACCUAUAGUAACCAAGAUACAACCAGCAUCACAGAUUACGCCUUCAAAGAAAAAGCAGCAAGCAGAAGUUCUGACAACAAAUGGUGAGGAAUUCAAUAAAUCUAGCUUAAUUAGUUUUCUUUUUACAGCAGAGGAAGAAUUUUCUUUUAUGGCUACUUCUAUGGAUAUGAGAUAUUACAAUGACUUGCUGAAUCAGAUUCCUGAAGAAUGCUUUUCUGUGCCCAUAAUGCUGAACUGCAUGCUGGAACAGGUUAUUGCUAGUGAGGAAAACCUAACACCACCUAGUCUGGUGGUGCCAGAAGAACGGGCAGAUGGGAUACAUCAUAAGAUUGCAGAUCAUAUAGCCUCUGUCCUUCCUUCACUUCCACUUUCUGAGAGUGAAAAAAAGAAUCUGUAUGACUACUUUUCUCCCAAAUACAGCGAAGAAACUGUAACCCCCAAAUACCCACUCUUAUUUAACUACCACGAUGCUCUAGCUCAGCGUUUGCACCUGCUGAAGAUCCAGGGCAACUUAAAUCCAAAAAAGAUUGAACAUGAAAUGAUGGAUAAAUUGCCUCUUAAAGAACUUAUCCAUUUCACCCUUCCUUCAGCUGAAAAUGACUCUAAACGCUUGGCCAGAGUUCACGAGCUUAUGCAUUACUGUACCAGUGAACUUCUGAGUUGGGCUGAAGUGGAAAGAGCCUUCAGAGUAUUUACUUUUGAAAGCCUGAGGCUGACUGAGCUGAGUGACUCUGGACUCCUGGAGAGCUCUGGAUCUCUGGUUGGAGGUGAUUCUGAAGUAUCUUGUAUACCCUGGGAUAAUCCAGCCAAGUUUGCAAGGCAGCUGAGACAACUCUUCCUUAUGGAAAUGAAACUUAAUGGGAAAUCACCAGGAGGCUCUGGACACGCAAAAGCAAAAGACAGGGGUGAAAGAGACGGUCUGGCUGAUUCUGUUUUGAACAAAGAAUUGGAUCUUUCUGCUUCUGAUCUGGCAAGUGUGAUAAAUGGAGUAAACUGUGCUUCAUAUUACUUUGUUUCAUUGUAUUUUGAGGUGAGUCUGGAAAAUUAUGGUCUGGAAUCAAAAUUGGAAGAAAUAAAAAAGACUCAGAAACGUUGUCUGACAGACUGGAAUUUUGCUGAGCAUUUUCAUCCUGAUGUCCUUCUUCAGGUUCUUCAUACUGCAGCCCAGGAAUAUAGAUGUAUCGAUUCCUAUUAUCAUACGCAAGAUAAGUCUUUGCUAAUGGUUCUUCACAAUCCUAUGAAUCAGAAUCGUUUGUGCCGGGAGACUUGGGAUGUUGCAUUGCACUCUAAUGUUGGAUUCAGGAACUAUCUUGAGUUCGUGGCCACCUCAAUUGAAGACUGGGUUAAAGAGGAAGAAGUCAAAUAUCAAGAAAAGAAGAUAGAUAGAGAAAUAAAGGCUCUUAAACAGGGAGAAGGCGUGACAGAGGGACCACCUGAAUUUUUCAACUGUGCUGUCAAAAAGCCUGGCUUAUCCAUAAUAGCUUCAAACAGAACAUCAAGACCUGAGAGCAUAAUGGACACCAUUCUAGAAUCUCAGUCCAUCAAUGAAAAAAGACCUUUGAUUAGAGAAGGUUCUCUUAAGGCUAGUAAAGAGAAACAGAAUAAAUUACUAGAGGAAGAACGACUUAAGGAAGAGAAAGAAGCAAAGAGAGAAAACUUGAGUGGUAAAAUGAAAAGACAAGAGACAGUAAUAUGUGAAGAAAGUGAAGGUUCCAAUAAGAAAUCUUCCAAAGAGAAGCUUAAGGGUGAACCAACAAAAGCCCCUGAAUCUGAGGAGGAUCUCAACAUCCCAAAAACACAUUCUGAGAAAAUUUAUAAGUUUCUUGGUUACAACACAGGGGAGAAUCUCAUUCAAGUAUCUGGAAUCAAUCACUAUCUUUUCCCAUCUGAUGGAGGACAGAUUCAAGUAGAGAGGAUAGAGUUUGUAAAAGGUCUAACUUUGGUAAAGAUGAAGGUGGUAAAGGACAACCACAACUUCUUCAUUCAUAUCACAGACCCCAAGAAAAACUUAACAGAAAUUGAAGUGCAUGAAAAUAGCGAAGAACAGAAAACUGCACGAGGAAAAACUAAAAACAGAAAGAAAGCUGUGAGCAAGUUUGGAUCUUUUUCAGCCACGUUGGAAAAUGGAAUCCAGCUGUCCCUGAGCUAUUACGGACCUACAGGGAAGACAUCAGAUGAUAAAACAGAUCCCGUCUUAGCAGCAAUUCUGAACGUUCCUUCUGUUCAUAUUCUGACUGUUCCUCCUUCAAUUACCUCAGCUUCAGGAAAAAAAGACAAGUCAGUCAAACAAAAAUCAGGAAAAUCUCUGCCAUCUACAAAAUCAAGCAGUAGCAGGAUAAGCUCUUCACCACCAGACAACCGUGAAAAACAAGAAGAAAAGGUGGAAGUAGAAGAACCAGCUUCCCAAACAAAAGUGAUGUCAGCUGCUCUUGCUUUCCGAAGCCUCAACGUCUCCUGUCCUAAUGGACUAGUAUUAACUUUCCUUGGUGAAAGUCUUGAAGACUUGGAAGAUGCAGCUGCUACAGUUGAAGCCAAGGAAGAUGAUGUUGAGAAAGGUGAGAUCAGAACAUAUAAAGUCAGAGAAGAGGAGGUUGAGAAACAGCAGACCGAAGCAGAUGAAGCCAAGGAAGAGAAGGCUGAAAAAGAUGAGGCCAAAGCAAAUGAAGAGAAGGGGGAGAAGGCUGUGGAAAGCGAAGAGAAGGAACAUGAGAUUAUAGAAGGUGAAAUAAAACAAGACGACACCAAGAGAGAAAAUACCAAGCAACCAGCUUUGAAAAUUCUCGUUAGGCAAAGUUAUCCCCAGAAUGUGAACAACUCUCGUCUAUAUGCAUCAGUGACAAGUCAAAUAAAACAAGAGGUAUCAAGAGUCAUCACCAGUCAAGGAACUGUUAUAAGAUACAUGAUGGAUGGAUCUACCUGGAUUCUGUUUGCUGAUGGCACAGUGAGUAGAAGUCCUGAUUCUGGCCCUGUCCUACCACCACCUGUAAUUCCAGAAAACAUGCAACCAUUAUCAGAACCAGAACCUUUACCUGAGAUGAGCACUAGGAGAGGAAAAAGCAGUGACAAAAACAUUGUAUUGCACCCAAAGAAGGAGGAAAUAUUUGAAGACGUUAUUCAGGGUCUGGUUAAUCCUGAGCAACCUAAGGAGAAUCCAGCAGGAACCUGGAUAACAACAACCCCAUUAGGCAUUCAAGUGGGAACUGAAGGAGGAAGGCGAAUGGAUCUGGAGCCAAUCUUAUUGUAUCAGGCAACUGACCCAGCUGAUGGAACAGUUAUGACUGUACGAGAUGAUGAAGUGAUAAUUGUUGAGAAGCUGGAUGGCAGCAGAGUAGUAGAUCAUGCGGAUGGUACUAGAAUCACAACUUUUUACCAAGACUGUGAAGCACAUCCUGUAGCUCAGGAUAGCAAGAAAACAGAUGAACUCUCAGAAACCAUCACAAGGAAAGUAAAAUGUAUUCGAGUAGAAAACCCAAAAUUUGCUACUGUUACAACAAAUUGUGAGGAUGGUACCUGUUGUACCAUUUUUGGAGAUGGGACAUCUAUUAUAGCAAAGCCACAGGGAACAUAUCAGGUUCUACCCGUCAAGGCAGGCUCCCUUUUCAUUGAUGAAGAUUGCUCAGCAGUUUAUACCCAUGAAGUCUGCAAUUUCACCACCAAGAAGGAAGGGACACAAGCAGGAAGAUAUAUUAUGAAACACACUUCCAGCACUAUUUGUGAGAUGAUGGAUCCUGAAGGAAAUCUUUUCAAGGUCAUGGCUGAUGGCAGCACAUCUGUGUUAGUUCAAAGCAUUGGCUUUGAUAGCAGGAAGAGCAAAAGUUCAGCAUCCGUAGUCCCAGAAGUUAACAAAUCCAUCUCUUAUGAUGAACAUGUCCCCAGGUUCUUCAUCAUCCAUAUGGAUGGUUCAGGAACUGAACUCCUGCGGAGCAAGGAUGUGGAAGAAUAUCUUGCUGAGGUCUGUGAUGAUCCAGCUGUUGCAGUUUUGCAGGAACCCGUACAAGAAUAUCCAGGUGCUGUAAGUAUUACCAUCCUCUUCCCUUUGUCUGAAGCCUCUCCCUGGGUAAUGAAGAAAGAACCAGAGAGUAUUGUUCCUCCAAAUCUUCGGCCAAGAACUUGGAAUGCAUUUUCUCCUUGUGAGAAGGAGAUCACAGUCAGAACACACAUUUGGAAGGGUCUCUGCAUUGGUUCCAAAGAGGAGACAUGCUUACCAGUACCUUUGCGAAAAUGUCCAAAAAAACUGCAAAUCCGUCAGCUGUUCCAGUAUGAGCCGCUCAGUGAUGAACUAAGAGAAAAGCUACAGUUUUCUCUCAAGAAAUACAUAGAAAACAUUUUAAAGCAGGAAGAUGAGCUGGAAGAGAUGAAUUUAAAAGAACCAAGAACGGAAGAGGAAAAAGAGAAUGCUGCAAAUCUCCUUGAUCUGGUUAAGUUCUUCCCUAACUGGGAGAAAUCAUCUGAAGAUCUCAGUGCCAAAGCUCACAUAACUGAGCUGUAUGAAAAUGCAGUGGCUUCUCAACGCCUGCUUCACAUAAAGAAAAGAGUCACUGAGCAAACAGCAGACCAGCAGCAGAGCUUCAGCACAGAAGAACAAACUCCAGUGUCCAAAUGGCAGAGCAAACUACAAAAGCACAGGAAAGAACUUGACGAAGGAAAGAAAACCUUAAUGGCAAUAAGAAACAAAAUAAUUCCUCCCUACUUUGAAUCAGAAUUGGGCAAGGCAUUUCUCUCAAAAAAGUUUCCUGAUGUGGAAGCGUUAUCUAAAGAACUUCCUCCAGUUCCACAAAAAGAAAGUAGGAAUCUCCUUCCAGAGACAAUGAAAAACCUCAGGAGAGAAUCUGAAUGUCUUAGUAGCAUGAGUGACUCCUCCCCUCCCCCUAGUCUUCUGCUGCACACUCAUUCAAUACAAAGUGAAGAUUCCAGCAGCACAACAGACCCAAGCUUGGCUGUGGAGUCACAAGAGGCACCCUUUCAAGUAAAGGUUCAGAGUUUGCUGGUGAAUGCUGCAGGACAGCCAAGGAAACAGAAAGUGAGAUUACCAUCAUCACUCCUGGGGACAAAACCAAACUCCAUACCACAUAAAAAGGUAGAAGAUCCUGCUGCAGGAAGGGUCAACAUAUCUUCUCUUGCAACAGCAAAACAGCAUCUUAGUGGCUUCCACCUCAUUCCACCUCAAAUGAUGUUUGGAAUACUAAAGGAAGGCUGUACCUAUGCAGCCACUGUGAUUAUGAAGAAUGUUGGCAUUAAUUUCUCAAGGUUUCGGGUGAAGCAGCCACCUCCAUACACAGGACUGAGCGUGCUGUACACACCUGGGCCUGUGGCAGCAGGACUGCAGGUUGAACUGGAGAUAGAAAUUUUUGCCAUGUCAGUUGGAGAGGAAAGUACUAAUGGCUUUGAAGAAAUUUCCCAUGAUAUUGAAAUAAUAACAGAAACAGAGACUCUUUUGCUGCCUGUGAGAGCAACUGUGUUAAGAAGUGACAUUUACGAGUGCCGCCCACAAGGAUACCCCCAGGGUGGGAUGGCAGCAGCAGUCCGGGCAGUUCCUACAAGUCCCAAGCCACGGGUCCGGAUUACGCUACCCCGAAAGCUUUCAAGCUAAUGUCAAAGCCUUGGAAGAAUGAUGUAAAAAAGCAGCAAUAUUGAAUUACCCAAAUUUUAGUCCAACGUUAUGGAAACAUUCCCAGUGUAGACUUUUUCAUUUAUUCAAUCAAAUUAACAUGAAUGAAAAUUUUGUCUCUCUCUUAUUCAUGGGAAAGGUGGUCUGAAAGUUGCAGUGCC
Molecule: messenger RNA, 6936 nt
Organism: Meleagris gallopavo (turkey)
Lineage: Eukaryota; Metazoa; Chordata; Aves; Galliformes; Phasianidae
Source: RefSeq, a predicted model, not a curated record